AUGGGGAAAGAACAUAAAAAGCACAAGAAACAUAAACAUUCAAAACACAAGUCCAAAGACGAGGGAUAUUAUGUUCCGGUCGUUCCACUGAAGAGCAGUGUAACGCGUAAACCAGUGAUACCUACCAAAGAAUCAAAUGAUCCUAAAUCCAUCGGGCCGUGUUUGCCGGCAAACCUCAAUGACACCAAAUCCAUUGGUCCUUCUCUGCCGACAAAACAGUACGACGAAAAACCAAAUGCGUCCAGUGCAAACCAAAGUAAUGAAAAAAACGACUCAUAUGGACCCAGUUUACCGCCUCACUUAGUACAACAGAAACGAAUGCCCGGCCCAUCGUUACCAGCUAAUUUCAAAAUAGAUGAAAAAACCGAGACUGUAGAUGAUGGCAUAUUGGGUUUUGGUCCCUUGCCAGCAGAGCUAAUUACUUCGGACAAAGAACAACAGUUUGUUCAAAAACAAUUAGAAUUGAGGGCCGAAUACAUGAAAAGAAAAUUUGCUGGAGAAGUUUGUAUUUCCAUACAUUUUAUUUUCUUUAGAUAAUAUUUGUGGUUGAAUGAACAAUGACUACCUAUUUGAAUUAAACUAGGUACGCUUUUCAUUCUCUGUAGGUAUACAAUGAGAACAAACAACAGACAACUCGAGAAAAAUGGAUGUUGGAAUUGCCUCCUGAAAAAGCUGCGAAUCUAGGUUUAGGUGCAAGGCAGUUUAGGAAACGAGAAGGUCCGGACAUGGAUAAACGCUCAGAAUGGACAGAUACACCGACCGACAAGCAACGCAAAGCUCAGGAACCACAAGCACUUGAAGUGUCAGAUAUAGAUACAUUGAAGCAGGUCGCUAUUCACAAACGUGACAGUCAAAUGGAAAUACUGGCAGAGACUUCAGAAAAACGAAAGCCAUAUUCGUUAUUAGAAAUGCACCAAGAAAAAUUAAAAAAAGAAAAAAAAGUAAAUAUAGUAAAAUACUAAUGUUUGAAUAGUAAAUGAUAAAUGCAUAGCAAAUAAUCUAUGCUUUAAUGUGCCUUUAAUAAAUAUAAACUAAUAUUCUCAGGGCCGGAUUUAAACUUUUAGAUGCCCGGGGCAAUUCUUUUUUUGAGGUCCUUAGCAGUAAAAAAAUUAGAAAUACCCAAUAUCAAAAUAGUUAAGAAAAAAAAAAACAUUUGCAAACUUGGACGUUAUAACUUUCUACCUACAAUGUGUUUAUUUUAAGUUUGUAAUACUGCAUUCAUGUAUCACAAAUUUCAAAAUUAAUUUAAAUAUAGCAAUAUUUUAAGAGUAAAACUAGGUAUAUUAAUCUCAUAGUGAAGGUUUUAUUUAUUUAAUUUAUUUAACACCCCAAAGGGGUAAUGAGUAUAGAAUAUUAUUAUAUAUUACAUAAAUACUUAAAACUUUAAAACUAUUGAAAUACAAUCACUUCAAUACAAUAUCCUUAAUUCAACAAGCGAAUAAAAACAAAAUUAACAACAUACUGUUACCAUGAACCAAAAGUUUCUCCUGACGAUUAGCAAUUGAGUUACUUUAUGUAUUAAAAUUUUGAAAUUAAAUUUUCACAUUGUUACAUUCAUAAUUUCAAAACCAAAAUAACGGACAUCGCACAAUAGAUGCAACCACUGUUAUUGGUGAGAAGUUGGCUAGCUAGGAUAAAUAAUUGCUUACAAAAAAAGGAUUCUGAGCGGAGUUCAGUUGAUAGUGAUGCUUUGUCAACAAUAUAUAUAUAUACCAUUUUAUGGUAAAAUAAUUAAAUAGGCAUUAUAUAUUUUCUUUUAUAAUAUUUGUUUAAUAUUGUUCCGAUUUUCCUAUGUUUUUUCAUAUUUACUGGAAAAACUUGAAAAAAUUGAAAAAUGACCUCCCUAAAGUGUACCUCUUCAUUCGGAUUUCAUUUUAGAAAAAGUGCUAUCAUUGUAAAUCUAAGUAAAAUUACUGGUAAAAAAGUUGUCCCCACCGGAAAAAAAAAUCAUAAUAUUUAACUAACAUAUUUUGUACAUUUUCCAGUUUUUUACAUUUGAUGAGAAAACUGAGAAAAUUUUCUUUCAGAAAAGGUUCUACAUCAUAUACAUCAAAGUAAACUUACUGAUAAAAACAGUGUGCACAUAAAAAUAAAAAUAAUAAACAUUUUUGUAAAACCAAUACAUUCUUCGCUUAACUCAGAAUCUAAAAAACAAAAUGUAACUACGCAUACACAACUUCACGAAACGAAACACAUGCAUGCACCCAACAGUUCGAUCACUGGACACUGAACGAGUGAAUUGGCUGUUAAAUGUUUAUUCAUUUCAUUCAAAAAUAAAUCACAUAACCACACAAACGUUUAUACCUAUAUACUAAAAUAUUUUGUGUUUGCUGGAUUGCCAUUAUGUUGUCAUGUGAAAUCUUGAUAUAUUAAUUUGCAACCCAAAUCAUAUAAAUAUACAAAUCAAUCUUUAUUUUUUGAAGUCUAUAUAUUUUUUCCAUGCAUUUCCUAAGCCAAGGGUCAACAAGUUUUAAAUUUUUCAUAUAGUAUUCCAGUACCUGGAUGCUCCCAAACAUCUACUGCCCAGGAUAAGUGUCCUUAAUAUCCCUCCAUCAAAUACGGCCAUGAAUAUGGUUUUAAUAAGCUGUUACUUCUUAAUUUCUGCUAAGAUUUAUUAUGAUACUCAAUAUGAAAAUAUAAGUAUUAUUAUUAAUUUAUUACUAAUUAAGUAAAAUUAGGUAAUAAUAUUAAAUAAGUGGCGGGUAAAUUAAAGGUUACUUACCCAGAAAUACUUGUAUUUCUUGUGUAAGCAUUUGUAUUAAACAAAUAAAGACAUUUUUAGUAUUAUCAAUGUAUACAAAUCAAAUACCUAUAAACCCAUUACAAUUCAAGUACAAUUCAGAACAAACUUAAUAACUUAAUAAUUUAGUAAAAUUGAAUUUUAUUUUAUUUUUUUUAUUUUUUUUAGGAAAAAAUAGAUAAUUUGCCGAAAGAAAGAAGACCAUUUAGUAGAGAAAUCGAUCUGCAAAGUAAUAAAUUCGACAAUGCCCAGAAACAAUCCAUAUUGAAAAAAGCUAGUCAGCUUAAUAAUAGAUUUUCACAAGGUGAAUCAAGGUUUCUUUGA
Molecule: messenger RNA, 3064 nt
Organism: Cinara cedri
Lineage: Eukaryota; Metazoa; Arthropoda; Insecta; Hemiptera; Aphididae
Source: the annotation of a GenBank genome assembly